Elgaria multicarinata webbii is the source of this 1123-nucleotide messenger RNA. RefSeq names its product RNA polymerase I subunit F (gene POLR1F). Gene Ontology annotation, biological process: DNA-templated transcription; DNA-templated transcription initiation. The record is from RefSeq and is a predicted model, not a curated record. Lineage: Eukaryota; Metazoa; Chordata; Lepidosauria; Squamata; Anguidae. The coding region runs from base 57 to 944 and encodes 295 amino acids. The transcript is spliced from 4 exons. Gene Ontology annotation, cellular component: RNA polymerase I complex.
UAAGGCGCAGGGACAGGCGGACGUAACGGGCUGGUCGGUUGUCGUUUAAGAGCGCCAUGGCGGAAGAGGCGGUCGAGGCAGCUCCCCCUGUCGUCGAGCUGCCUUCCUUCGAGGCUGCGCGGGGGCUGGUGGAGAACCGCUACUCCUGCCUGGUGGUGACGCCGCACAGGAGGCACAUCGCGCUGCCGCCGCGCUUCUUGCAUCGCAAGCGGACGGGGAUCUGCGCGCAACUGGAUACGGAGCUGCGCCACUACUCGAACAGUUUUCAAGGUGUUCCUGUGGCUUAUGAUGAUAUUAAAAUAACAAAAGAACUGGGAGAUAUAAUUGAUGACAUAGGAGCUAUCCAUCUGGACAUUGAAGCAAAUUUUGUCGUAUUUCAGCCUAAACCAGGGAAAAAACUUGUGGGUAUAAUCAAUAAAGUGGCACCUAGCCACAUAGGCUGUCUAGUACAUGGAUGUUUCAAUGCUUCUAUUGCAAAGCCUGAUCACUUAUCAGCUGACGAAUGGAUGAACCUUGGCUUUCAAAUAGGCUCUAGACUGGUAUUUAAAGUAUUGCAUUUUGAUUCAGAUGGCGUUGGAGUGUUCUGCAUGCGAGGAAAAUUGUCUCGACACAGCACUGGCAAAGACACCCCACAGGAAAACUGCAGGAAAGAACAUGAAAAGCACUGUGAUGUACAAGAUGAUACAGAGGAGAUGGAGAUUGAUGUAACGAUGUCUGGGAUUGAAGAUGGAGAGAAGCAGAACAAUCACAUUGAUUACGGGAUAUAUGACAUGCCAGAGAGAGAGAGUGGGCAAGACAGAGCCGACUUGGGAAUGCAUGCCAGUGACUCAAGUGGCUACCACAGUGGCCAUGGCAAAUCUAAGAAAAGGAAAAAACUUUCUGAAGAAGAAAAUGGACUCCUGGAGUUGUCAAAACCCAAAGCUAAAAAGAAGAGAAAAGAAUGAGAAAGAGUCUGAAUAAUGCCGAAAGUGCCUUUGCUGAAUAUGGAGCUUUUCCGUCCAAUGUAUUUGAAUUAAUUAUGCUUCAUUUUAAUGCCACUGAGGGAGUUCCGUUGUAAAUGCUGUAUAUAUGCACAUUGAGAAGAUGUGUAAAAGCAGAAAAUAAACAAUCUAAGAAAAGAGAA